Molecule: messenger RNA, 2952 nt
Organism: Mycotypha africana
Lineage: Eukaryota; Fungi; Mucoromycota; Mucoromycetes; Mucorales; Mycotyphaceae
Exons: 7
Coding region: 1-2952 (983 amino acids)
Biological process (GO): protein folding in endoplasmic reticulum
Cellular component (GO): EMC complex
Molecular function (GO): protein binding
Source: RefSeq, a predicted model, not a curated record
AUGGUUGCUUUUAUCAACCUUCUACUGUUGGGGUUAUCACAGCUGUUUAUACCCGCUUUCUGUUUAUACAAGAACCAAGCGGGGAAAUUUGACUGGCACCAUACAUGGGUAGGGCAACCGGAAGAGGCUGUCCAGUUGGACAGCAGACAUAUUGCAGUAUACUCACAUAGAAACGUUAUAGCAAGCUUGGAUACAGAGACAGGCGCAGUUGAAUGGAGACAAGUGCUGGACAACGAAAUAGAUCAUUUUGCGGCCACUGAUGGAGGUAUAUUAACAGUCUCCAGUAACCCUGAGCGAGCACAGUUUUGGAAUAAAACAAAUGGGCAGUUACUAUGGGACCGCCCCUUAGUAUCAGAAGUGUAUGGCAAUACAAAACCCAUUACUUGGGAUAAUGGUGAAGUAGCGCUGUUUAUUGAAAGAACAAAGCUUGUCAAGCUAUCAAAUGAUGGUGAAGAGCUCUGGACUUGGACUCGACAAACGAAUGAAAACCAUAUUUUUGAAAGAAUGAAAACAAUUAAAAGAGAUGGUUUGAUAUAUGUUAUUGUGGAGCCAGAUGACGAAGCUAGUUCACCAUAUUUCGUUGUAAACAAAAUCAACAGCGAUACAGGUGCAACUGUUGAGACUUUCCAAAUCCCUUGUAAGUCGACAUAUGAUGACAUCUCGUAUGUUGGCGAUUAUAUAUUAUGGACUGAAGAGGAUACGAUCAAUUGGAAUCCUAUAUUUAAAAAAGAAAUCAGAAAAACCCCCAUCAAGUCUCUUGUUGGCUCAUUACCUACUGCCGAUAAAUUUAUUGCUACCAAGCUCAGUAUAAUAGGCAGCACAGACCAUCAGCUCGAGUCAUUUGUACUUCUGACUGAAUAUGAGGAGGAAGAGAAAUAUAAAGUUGCAUCUGCAAUGAUCAAUAUCAAGGACAAUGCAUUGUCAUUGAGCAAAUACUUUGGAGAGCAAAACUCUUUCGGCGCAACUGAUGUAUUAGAUCAAACAGUCAUUCGCGUGAUGGCAACUUCAGCAAAUGAGCUUACUGUUCAUAUCAUGCCUGACGAUAAAGAAAUCAAAGUUGCACAUGACUUCUCGUUGACAGGAAAAAUAUACUACGUCAAAGUGAUAAAUCUUACUCCAUUCCAGAUGUUUAUGGUCACAGAAGGCUCUUCUGUCUUCUACUACGAUGAAUCUUCGAUUCGUUGGUCGCGGGAAGAAGCCUUGAGCAGUAUCAGCGCAUCAGAAUUUUUGGAACUUCCUGAGUCAAAAAUGUGGACUCAAAUGGCAGACGAACUUGCUGAAACAGAAGUGGAGCAAGCUGAAGAAUCCCCCUUCACAAGAUAUAUACAUCGCUUUGCAACACACUGGUUAGAGCUUCGUAAGUUGCCGACAUGGGUCAUAUCUCACUUCAUUGGCAUGACCUCUUCACCCUCUUUGACAGAAGGGAAUGAUGCAAUCUCCACAUUGGCAGCCCAAUCUUGCUGGAUGAAUGAAACCCGUCCUGAUAUGGUCUAUCGAGACAACUUCGGUUUCAGAAAGCUGUUAAUAUCUGUCACUCGCAGCGGCAAGAUUAUAGCUCAAGAUACAACUCGCAAAGGCAAAGUUGUAUGGAGCCGUUAUGUAGAGAAUUUCUCUUUUACGCAUGUCUUUGUCGUUCGUUCUGCAUCUGUCAAGUUGCCACCUGUUGUCGUGGCAAUUGCACAAACGUACAAUGAGUUUGGUGGGCCCGCCACAGGGUUUGUACGCGUCAAUGCCUUCAAUGGUGAAGACUAUGUAUCAAGCAACCCUGAGGUCGAUAGCUUUUUUGAGCCCCUUGUUGCAACGGAUGUCGGCGUUAGCAAAGUCAUGCUAUUACCCGUUGAAGAAGCCGAGGAACAUACUCAUCUAUUGUCUAUUUUCGAUGAUCAAUCAGGCCGUAUCUAUAUAUAUCCCGAUCAUGAGGGUGCCCGACGAAAAUUUGUUGCUGACUUCCUUCCAAGAUUUUAUUUUACUCAUCAAGAUAGACAAGGGAAUAUUCAAGGUUAUAAAGUUGUGGAAGGAUAUCGCGGAAGCUUAAAGGCUGAGCCUGUUUGGCAAUUUGUCAUGCCUGAAAAUGAAUUACCAGUUUCCGUGAGCCAUCGACAGCCAUAUGAAAAAGUUGCCUCACUUGGCCGUGCACUGGGUAACAGAAACGUAUUAUACAAAUACCUCAACCCUAAUAUGUUUGCAAUGAUUUCUCAGAACCCCAAUAAGCAAAGUAUAAAAAUUCGCCUCAUGGAUGCAGUUAAGGGCACUGUGUUUUAUGAAGCUAUGCAUGAGAAUGUUGAUGUUGAGAAGAACAAGGUGCACAUAAUCCAGUCCGAAAAUUGGUUCGUUUAUCACUUCUGGAGUAACGAUGAUAAUGCUAAAGGUUAUCAAGCAGUUGUCCUCGAACUUUUUGAAGGAAAGGAUGAAAAUGAGCGCAUUAAAAGUGAUACAUUCUCUUCAUUUGAUGAUAUCCAACCUUCCGUCCUUUCGGCGGCCUUUGCUUUCCCAUAUCCUGUAACAUGCAUGGGCAUUACAACAACGAGAAAUGGUAUCUCAACGAAAGAAAUAUUAUUCGGUUUGCCCAGCCAUCAAAUUAUGGGUGUCAAUAAGCGUUUCUUGGAUCCUCGUCGCCCCAGAGACAAGCCUACCAAAGAAGAACAGGAAGAAUUUCUUUUCCCAUAUGCUCCUAUUCCUGAAGACAGGCGUUUAUUCUUGACCUAUAAUUUGGAUGUUGCUGGCGUCAAAUCUAUUAAUACUAGUCCUUCGCUUCUUGAAUCAACUUCUUUGGUAUUUGCUUAUGGUUUAGAUACCUUUUUCACCAGAUCAUCACCUAGCCAGCAGUUUGAUGUGUUAUCAGAAGAUUUCUCCAAAGCUCAGCUUUUACUGACCAUAGCAGGUCUAGCUAUUGCUAUUUAUCUUACCGGGCCUAUGGUGCGAAGAAAGCGUGUAAAUGCUUUAUGGAAAUAA